Molecule: messenger RNA, 216 nt
Organism: Strongylus vulgaris
Lineage: Eukaryota; Metazoa; Nematoda; Chromadorea; Rhabditida; Strongylidae
Source: the annotation of a GenBank genome assembly
AUGACAAUCCGCCUCCAACGUUCUGUGAGGAACCUUUUCACCACGAAUGAUGAGUGUGCCAUCAUUCGGCUGCCCCACGUCCGUCUUGCUGGACUUUGUUUCCUGCAAGGCCAUUACGUGGUAGUUGAUGCGCCCUGCAGCUUCGAGGAGGACGUGAAGAUCGGCGUUGGUGGAGAUUGUUCUGGCGUUUUAGAUGCAGAUCAUGAGACAAGAUAG